GUCAGCCUUCGGAUCGUAUCCACCUCUCCCUCCCUCCCUCUCUGUCUCUCGCGCUCUCUAGGAAUCUUUCCAUUUCGUUCACUUCGUACAAUUCAGCACGAACGCCUGCACGAAAAAUAGAACGAGAGAGAGAGAGAGAGAGAGGACCCAGAUGAAAUCUUCGUUCACUGAUCUGUUGAACGGCGGUCUAGGCAUGGACAGUAGCAGCUGGGGGUUUCCCUCGACGACCACGAUGACCACGGGGUCGAUGGAAGUCCCCAGGUUCAGGUCGAACCCGCCUCCUUCCCUGCCCCUCUCGCCUCCUCCGGUCUCGCCUUCCACCUACUUCGCCAUCCCUCCCGGCUUGAGCCCCACCGACCUCCUGGACUCGCCUCUGCUCUUCUCGACUUCCAAUGUUGAGUCUCCGACCGUGGGAGCUUUCGCUGGGGAAGCAGCCAGCUGGAGGUGCGGCGGCUAUGGCGGUGCCGUCAAGGGGGAAGAGAAGGGCUUUCCCGAAUUCUCUUUCCAACCCCAUCAAUCACGCACCGCCGCCGCCACGUCGUCAUCCUCCAUGUCUCAGUCUUCUUCCGCCUUGGUUUCAGCGGAGGUGUCGUCGAAGACUCAAGAAUCGUGGAAUUACUAUAAACCCAUGAUGCUAUCGGAUGUGUCGCUAGAGAAGAGAGGACGCGAAACAUCGGAGUUUGCGCUGAUUCAGAACUCGGCGAUCCCCGCUAGCCAAACAAGCACACAGAGCCUAACACCGCCUUCUGAAACACUCCAGGCCAAUGCGAAUACUAAUCCUCAACCAUCCUACUUUAUGAGAGAACAGAAGAAAUCUGAUGAUGGGUACAAUUGGAGGAAGUACGGUCAGAAGCAAGUGAAAGGGAGCGAGAACCCGCGCAGCUACUACAAGUGCACGUUCCCAAGCUGUCCGACGAAGAAGAAGGUCGAGAGAUCUUUGGAUGGACACAUUACCGAGAUUGUCUACAAGGGAACUCACAACCACCCCAAGCCACUGUCCACCAGGAGAUCGUCUUCCCAAUCGAUUCAGCCUCCACCCUCUUCCACCGCAUAUUUAGAGCCUCACGAUCAAUUGGCUUUGGGCGGGUGCUCCGAAAACGGGCAGCAGGACUCUUCGGCCUCGAUGGGCGAUGAGGAUUUCGAAGAGAACUCUCAGAUGAGCAACUCUGCAGGCGAUGACGAUGGAAGCGAACCUGAAGCGAAGCGAUUGAAAGGAGAGAAUGAAUAUGAGAGCUAUUCAGCUUCUGGCAAUAGGACUGUGAGAGAGCCUAGAGUCGUGGUUCAGACAAUGAGUGAGAUUGAUAUUCUUGAUGAUGGAUAUAGAUGGAGAAAGUAUGGACAGAAAGUGGUGAAGGGAAACCACAAUCCAAGGAGCUACUAUAAAUGUACAUACCCUGGAUGCCCCGUGCGGAAGCACGUCGAGCGAGCGCCUCAUGAUGUGCGGGCUGUCAUCACGACUUACGAAGGCAAGCACAACCAUGACGUCCCCGCAGCACGUGGCAGCAGCACUCAAUACGUGAACCGGCCUCUUCCUUCUAAUAACAACAGCAGCAUCGCGCCAACGCCUAUCAGGCCCUCUACCGUGGCGGGCCACUCUAACAACUCUACCUAUCUAAGUUCCAUAGAGAGUACGAGGUUGCAGAGAUCAGGGGACCAAGCGCCCUUCACUCUGCAAAUGUUGCAAAGUUCAGACAGUCACGGAGCCCCGGGAUCAGGGAAGUACGGGGGAUCGUACAUGCAUCAAAGCCUAUAUUGGGACGAAAUAUUCCCGAGGACUAAGGAAGAGCCGAGAGAGAGCUCGGAAUUCGACUCAUUUCUAAACUGAAGCUUCCCACUCCGAUAUAGAACAGGACGGUGAAAAGUUACCCCCAACACACACACACACAGAUAUGUAAUGUACAUUGAAACUGUACUUUAUAGGGUAGGCUUUCUGUUCGUGAGGAAAUUUCAUAGUUUCAAUUCGUUCAUUUGUUUGUAGAACUAGAAAGAAUAACACGGCGUCGAGCAAAAUCUAUGUCUGCUCAAAGUUUGAAUUAGCAAAACUCAUUUGUAACGCUUUUCAUUUGGAAAGGGUCAAAGUUUCUCACUUUC
Messenger RNA from Syzygium oleosum, 2091 nucleotides. RefSeq names its product probable WRKY transcription factor 33. Gene Ontology annotation, molecular function: sequence-specific DNA binding; DNA-binding transcription factor activity. The record is from RefSeq and is a predicted model, not a curated record. Gene Ontology annotation, biological process: regulation of DNA-templated transcription. The transcript has 5 exons. The coding region runs from base 152 to 1825 and encodes 557 amino acids. NCBI's taxonomy places the organism in Eukaryota, Viridiplantae, Streptophyta, Magnoliopsida, Myrtales, Myrtaceae.